UAGAGAAUAAGGAAGAAUGGGGUAAUAGAGUGAAGCAAAGGAGAGAAAUAAUGAGAGGGUGACAUUUUGUGGGGCACUUGGAGAACAAAACAUAAGGACGAAAGUAGCGAAUUGUGUCAAACCAUAGGGACGAUUCAUGUAAGUUAUAAUCGUUUUUCAUCUUUCCCGCCACAUCGAGUAUGGUAUGCCCCCAGGGGUUUUUUCACACUCAAACAUCACAGAUCAUUCUUUCUCGACAAUCCACUUACGCCAGCAGCUGAAACAUUGAAAUUCCAGAUGUCAAAGAAAAGAGGGUUGUCAUUGGAAGAGAAGCGGGAGAAGAUGCUUCAAAUCUUUUAUGACUCUCAAGAUUUUUACCUCCUAAAGGAACUUGAAAAGCUGGGCCCCAGAAAAGGCGUUAUAAGUCAAUCUGUCAAAGAUGUUGUCCAAACACUAGUGGAUGAUGACUUGGUGUCAAAAGACAAGAUUGGAACCUCAGUAUACUUUUGGAGUCUUCCUAGCUGUGCUGGAAACCAGCUAAGAAAUGUGUCCAAGAAACUUGAGUCAGAGCUUGAAAUCAGCAAGAAGCGUCAUGUAGAGCUUGUGGAGCAAUGUGACUCUUUAAAGAAAGGCAGGGAGGAUUCAGAAGCACGUGAAGAGGCUUUGAGUGAGCUCAAAGCCAUUGAACAAAAGUAUAACAAUCUGAAAGAAGAAAUGGGACAAUAUGCAGACAAUGAUCCUGCAACAUUUGAAGCAAUGAAGGAAGCGAUUAAAGUUGCCCAUGAAGCAGCUAACAGAUGGACAGAUAAUAUUUUUACAUUGCGCCAGUGGUGCUCAAAAAAUUUCCCUCAGGCCAAAGAACAACUUGACCAUUUGUACAAUGAGGUAGGGAUAACAGAUGAUUUUGACUACUUGGAGUUCCCAGUAUUGACACCUGUCAAGCAAGUUGAGGAGUAAAAUAUUAUCAUGAGAUAAUUUUGGUGCUUCAGGAGAUCGUGGCAAGGCGAAGGCGUGAUCGUACCGCUCCUCAUGUUUAUUCUUUAUGUGAUAUGAUUUUGGGGAAAAUACUCUGAUGUUUAAACUAUUUUGAAAACAAGAUGUAUGAUCGUAACUGUUUUUGCAUGAAUUAAAAUGUUUUAAUUUGGUUGAAA
Lactuca sativa (garden lettuce) is the source of this 1130-nucleotide messenger RNA. It is a transcript of the gene ATMND1, whose product is annotated as Mnd1 family protein. NCBI's taxonomy places the organism in Eukaryota, Viridiplantae, Streptophyta, Magnoliopsida, Asterales, Asteraceae. Gene Ontology annotation, biological process: reciprocal meiotic recombination. Gene Ontology annotation, molecular function: double-stranded DNA binding. The record is from RefSeq and is a predicted model, not a curated record. Gene Ontology annotation, cellular component: nucleus.